AAAAAAAGAAAAAGAAAAAAGAGAUAAAGCCAAAUAAACAAAGUUUUCGAGUCUCGUUAACUCUAUAUAAACUCUUCCCAUUCUGUUUCCAAAACCUCCAUCUGGUUUCUAUUGUUUAUUGCUUCAUUCACUCACUUUCUUUCAAUCAGAAAAAUGCCUGCUGUAGGAAUACCCAUCGGAGGUGGGAACAAGGAGUAUCCCGGAAACCUCACUCCUUUUGUAACCGUAACAUGCAUCGUGGCUGCCAUGGGUGGUUUGAUCUUCGGCUACGAUAUUGGGAUUUCAGGUGGAGUGACGUCUAUGGAUCCGUUUUUAAAGAAGUUUUUUCCGGCGGUAUACAGAAAGAAAAACGAUGACAAAACGACAAACCAAUACUGUCAAUACGACAGUCAAACACUGACAAUGUUUACGUCGUCGCUUUACCUUGCUGCGUUACUGUCGUCGUUGGUGGCUUCCACCGUUACUCGUAAGUUUGGUAGAAAACUUUCCAUGCUUUUCGGAGGUCUUCUUUUCCUUGUUGGUGCUCUUAUUAAUGGCUUUGCACAACAAGUUUGGAUGUUGAUUGUCGGUCGGAUCUUGCUCGGCUUUGGUAUCGGUUUUGCAAAUCAGGCUGUGCCACUGUACCUCUCUGAGAUGGCUCCAUACAGAUAUAGAGGAGCUUUGAACAUUGGAUUUCAAUUAUCAAUUACAAUUGGUAUACUUGUGGCCAAUGUGUUGAACUACUUUUUUGCCAAAAUCAAAGGAGGUUGGGGAUGGAGAUUAAGUUUGGGUGGAGCUAUGGUUCCUGCUCUUAUAAUAACUAUUGGAUCAUUAGUCCUUCCUGACACCCCCAAUUCUAUGAUUGAACGUGGUGAUCGUGAUGCUGCUAAAAUUCAACUUAAGAAAAUUCGUGGUGUUGAAGAUGUUGACGAAGAGUUUAAUGAUCUUGUUGCUGCUAGUGAAGCUUCCAUGCAAGUUGAACACCCUUGGAGGAACUUGUUGCAAAGGAAAUAUAGACCUCAACUUACUAUGGCUAUAAUGAUUCCCUUUUUCCAACAAUUUACUGGAAUUAAUGUUAUUAUGUUUUAUGCACCUGUCCUCUUUAAUUCUAUUGGAUUUAAGGAUGAUGCUUCUCUUAUGUCUGCUGUCAUCACUGGUGUUGUUAAUGUUGUUGCUACUUGUGUCUCUAUUUAUGGUGUUGACAAGUGGGGUAGGAGAGCUCUUUUUCUUCAAGGUGGAGCUCAAAUGAUCCUAUGUCAGGUCGUAGUUGCAGCUGCUAUUGGGGCCAAGUUUGGAGUUGAUGGAAAUCCUGGUGAUUUACCAAAGUGGUAUGCUGUAGUAGUUGUGCUCUUCAUUUGCAUUUAUGUAGCAGGAUUUGCUUGGUCAUGGGGUCCUCUAGGUUGGUUGGUGCCUAGUGAGAUUUUUCCAUUGGAGAUUCGUUCCGCUGCUCAAAGUAUCAAUGUGUCGGUUAACAUGCUCUUCACCUUCUUUGUUGCACAAAUUUUCUUGACAAUGCUUUGUCACAUGAAGUUUGGCUUGUUUAUCUUCUUCGCGGCGUUUGUUGUGGUGAUGACGAUAUAUAUAUACUUCAUGUUGCCUGAGACUAAGGGAAUACCAAUUGAAGAGAUGACUAGGGUUUGGAAAUCACAUCCAUAUUGGUCUAAAUAUGUGGAACACGGUGAUGAUUAUGGCAAUGGUGUUGAGAUGGGCAAGGGAGCUGUUAAAAAUGUGUAAUUAGUCUUGGUUUUGAAUUAUUCUUCUUAAUAGUAGUGAUUAAUCUUUUUUUUUUCUUGUGAAACAUACUAUUGGUGCUAACAUAGAGUAUCCAAUGUAUUGAAUUGCUCUUCAAAAUUAUGGGGUAUUUUUCUCAUGUGUCUCUUGUUUCGUUGAACAAACGUUGCACUCACAAAGUUUAAACAUAUAAAUGCACAUUUGAAAUUUCGUGUGGCUUA
This is a messenger RNA of Cicer arietinum (chickpea), 1931 nucleotides long. RefSeq names its product sugar transport protein 1-like. Gene Ontology annotation, cellular component: membrane. NCBI's taxonomy places the organism in Eukaryota, Viridiplantae, Streptophyta, Magnoliopsida, Fabales, Fabaceae. Gene Ontology annotation, biological process: monosaccharide transmembrane transport. Gene Ontology annotation, molecular function: monosaccharide transmembrane transporter activity. The record is from RefSeq and is a predicted model, not a curated record.